Molecule: messenger RNA, 1331 nt
Organism: Cotesia glomerata
Lineage: Eukaryota; Metazoa; Arthropoda; Insecta; Hymenoptera; Braconidae
Exons: 3
Coding region: 71-1198 (375 amino acids)
Source: RefSeq, a predicted model, not a curated record
AAUUUAAAAAACUAAUUACGUUUAUAUUAUUGUAGACCGCAACAAAAACAAUUAAAAACAAGAAUCACUUAUGGAGACGUGGGCAAUUGUUGAUUUUAGCGGAUACAACUAUGACGGAAAAUUUAUAGUUAAAGAAGCGUGUAUAUUCCAAGAUCGAGAAGUUCCCAAUGGUGAACUUACGAAAACUAUAAUGGUGACGAAACCACCGGGACCUCGACCAACCGGUGAAAAUCUAAAGUCAUGGCUGAAGUAUUUAAAAAAGACCGGUAUUAAAUGGAACAAGAGUAACUGCAGUAUUGAAGAACUCCGGAGUACAUUAUCUUCACUAGUAGAGCGUUGUUACGUCUACGUGAAAAACUCUAAAAAAAUUUUCCAGCUGCUUGAAUUUCUCGGUCUCAAAAAAAAUAUCAGACUACGAAACGCCGAAAAGCUGGGGCUUUACGAACGAAAAUCUUCCUCAACAAAAAUCUGUUCCUUUCACGUGAACCGAAAGCUGCACUACUACUGUGCAGCUUACAAUGCCAAAAAAAUAGUCGACUGGGUUUUCGGAGGCAACGAAAUAAAGUGCCUUGUGGUCGAUUUUAAUGGCUAUUUCUUUACGACAAGGAAAUAUGAAUUGAAAGAAAUAAGUAUCUUCGGUUUGAACAAAAAAGGCGCCGUUGUGUAUCACAAUUUAUUUGUCGUCCCAAGCGAAAUCGGAAUUCGGUCAAAUGAACUAGAUGUUUACUAUCAUCAGUACUACAAAAAGUUUGGUAUCGGUUGGACAAGUGGUUCCCACAGUCCACUAGAUUUUGAAACUUUGAUUAAAAGCACUCUUGAAGACGCCAGCAACGUGACGCACUUGUUUGUAAAAACACGAGAUCACAAGAAGGUCUUGAGAAGGAUUAACAAAAGCAAGGAAAUUUUGUGCUUGGAUGACUAUGAAUACAAAGAAGGAACAGUUGGUACUGCUCCAUCUACCGACUGUUCCUAUCACACCCGUUUAGGUAUGGAUAUGAAUCUUUGCGCUGAUGUUUCUGCCAACAAAAUGGUGGACUGGGUCAUUGCGAAAAGAUACUAUGACAUUAAAAAUUUGUCUAAAAAAACAAUAGUAGGGACGAUAAUUAAUAGAGAAUUGCAUGGAGGUUUGGGUUUUAAAUUUAACAUGCCGUUACUGGAGUUCCAUUCCAAAAAGCUCAACGUUGAUGAAGAAUUGUAAACAUCUCAUAAACAAGUUAAAAAGUUAAAAUGGAUUUUUAAUUGUGAAUUUUAUCAAAACAUUACUAUUGAAGCAUUUACCAAAUUUCUAAGUCCGAUGAUAAAGAUUAUUAUUGCAAAAAAGGUUAUGCCUU